CGUUUCCAUUUUGUAGUGUAUUUGUCAUUAUCAUUCAAAUGCCAUAUUUUAAGAGCAGAAUUUUCUAUAUAAACGAGUCUCAAUUACAUCAAUUGGAUAUCUCAAUUGAAUACUUUAUUGAUCAAGAAAAAUAUUAUUACGUAAUACUAUUCCAUAUAAGUGCAGCUUUAUUUAUAGCAAUUACCGUAUUAACAGCAACAGGAGCAAUGAUUAUGGCAUAUCUUCAACAUGUCUGCGGAAUGUUCAAAAUUGCUAGUUAUCGUAUCAAGAACACGAUAGAGAAGUGUAUACAAAAUAUUAAUAUGAAAAAUAAGAAGUUGGCUUACAAGGGUCUUAUUCAUGGUGUAAAUAUUCAUCGAAAAGCAAUAAUUUUUUGCAGAUUUUAUCCUUUAAUUAUAAGACAGUGGAACUUCCAAUAG
Messenger RNA from Wasmannia auropunctata (little fire ant), 419 nucleotides. RefSeq lists its product as uncharacterized. The annotation marks the transcript as partial. Lineage: Eukaryota; Metazoa; Arthropoda; Insecta; Hymenoptera; Formicidae. The record is from RefSeq and is a predicted model, not a curated record. The transcript is spliced from 3 exons.